Molecule: messenger RNA, 2422 nt
Organism: Lytechinus variegatus (green sea urchin)
Lineage: Eukaryota; Metazoa; Echinodermata; Echinoidea; Temnopleuroida; Toxopneustidae
Gene: pgap1
Product: GPI inositol-deacylase-like
Exons: 18
Coding region: 38-2422 (794 amino acids)
Biological process (GO): GPI anchor metabolic process; endoplasmic reticulum to Golgi vesicle-mediated transport
Cellular component (GO): endoplasmic reticulum
Molecular function (GO): phosphatidylinositol deacylase activity
Source: RefSeq, a predicted model, not a curated record
GUUUUUAUUCUAUCGAUCGGCUCAAAAUCUAGGAAAAAUGGCUGCGCGCAACAAAGCUCUCUGCUGUUUGGUCGUUGUGCUGUUAGGACUAGGAAUUUACGAUGUUCUUACAAAUUUUGAGAGCAACAGAUGUGCCAUGUCGUUUAUGUGGGAAAUACCAGAAUAUAUUGAUGUUCAUAAUAUGAAUGAGACUCUACAGAAGAAGUACCCCCACUAUUCAUUGACUGUGUAUGGAGAAGGAAGAUAUGCAAAGGAUCUAAAGAAAAUGAAAUUGACUGGCAUUCCUGUCUUAUUCAUUCCUGGGAAUGCUGGAAGUCACAAACAAGUUCGUUCACUUAGCUCCAUUGCACUGAGGAAGGCCAACAAAUACAACUUCCAUUUUAACUACUUCAGCGUAGAUUUGAAUGAAGAACUCAAUGCGGUCUAUGGUGGCGUGCUAGAGGGGCAAACAGAGUUUGUCCAUGGCUGUGUGAAGCACAUCCUAGAACUAUACAGAAACAACAAGAACAACAAAAAUCCUCCCAAACAGAUAGUUAUCAUCGGCCACUCUAAGGGAGGGUUGAUAGCUAAGGCUCUCUUUGCCUUGCCUGACUUUGAUGCUAGCACCGUUAACACUCUCAUCACCAUGGGAACGCCACACAUGAAUGCUGUCAUGAAACCUGAUAUUUACAUGGAUCAGUUUACUGCAAAUGUCAACCAGUUUUGGUCAGAAAAUUGGAACUCUGCUAUUUUGAGGGAUCUGACUGUACUGUCCAUCGGAGGUAGUUACCGUGACAACAUGGUACGGUCUGGACUGGUUUCUAUGAAUGGGAUGGUGUCACCUGAUAGAGGUCUCAGUGUUGUGGUUGGUUCUAUACCUAGAGUUUGGCUCUCAACUGAUCACAGAUGUAUAGUGUGGUGUAAGGAGUUGGUACUUGCAACAAACAGAGCCCUCUUUGACAUGGUUGACAAGCUAACAAAGCAGAUGUCGGUAAAUCCUGACUAUCGGAUGAAGGUCCUCAAUCAUCAUUUUGUCUCUCAUGACGGCCAAUCUAGUUACACUCCUAAUAGUGAAGAUGUAGUAGGAUUUGCAGAUGAUAACUUCAAAGCGAUACCCUCGGGUUUCCACCACGUUGCUGGACGUCACGUCGAGAAGGCUGUCCACUACACGUUCCCCAUCAAUCCCGAUGACCCGAACCACGACCUCUUCACUAUCACAGCAACCGUACCCUCCACCAGCCCCUGGCUCUAUGCCUGCAUACGAUCCCACGAGGAUCGAUGUAUAGAGGGCGUCGACAUCACCAGGAGGGCGCGGCUUAUGCCCCCGCUCAAGUCGGACAUGAAAGUGGCCCACCUGGACCUGAAGAAUCUAGGGAUUGAUAACUUGAAGCAGAUUGUCGUCAAGAUCCCGAGAACAAAUAAGGUCAAUGUAAUAGCAGAUUUGCAUGGAAGAGCAGGGAGAAUUUUCAAUGCAACUCUACCAGGUUUCUUCUCAUAUAAGCCAAAGACAGUGAUGAAGCAGCACGAUUCACAUACUCUAUUCUUCAACAUCUCCUUGCCUGACCUAGACUCAGUAUGGAAGGCAUACACUGCUGUACUAGAGCCUGCCCAUUGCACUGAUCCUGUCAGAAAAGAUGGAAACACCACACUCCAUCUCCAUGUCCCCUGGUUUCAAGAAGAUGAAUGGUCUGUUGCCAAGGCAACGGAGAACAAUGUGAUGUCUCUUAAACUGCAGAGUGGCCGACCAGCAGAUGACGAUCGCCCCGUUCAACUUCAUGCAUAUGUUUACUCUAGAUGCCACUAUAGGUUGAGGAUUGCCGUCUCACACACUGAGAUACUUGGUCAGUUGAUGCGUUUCCAUGGUGCCCUGCUGCCCAGCUUUGUGGUGGAUGUAGCUCUCCUGACUGUCUCAUUUAUUUUGAGCAACCUUGCAACAAAGAAACCUGUUGAGUCUUUCAUUACAACACAGUCCACACAUUGCAAGCCAUACAUUGUUGUUCCAUUUGUUUCCAUUUUGAGAAAAAUCAUUCCACAUGUAUACACUCCUCUCGCAGAGGCUGAUAAUUUUAAAAUAUUGGAUGACCAGGGUAUAAACUUUGCAGUACUACCGAUCUUAUUCUUUAUCUUUGGUUAUGUGAUCUUGACCAUCAUAACUGCACUGAUGGAGCUGGAUGUUCUUUUCUUUGGAAAACUUCUCUCUCUCUUCAAAGGAACCAGUAUCAAUGUAGACAGCGCCCCUUAUACCGGUAGCCUUGGGUACUCUCUGUUCCUCUAUGCAAUCUUAGGGGGUCUCAUGGCUGUCUGUGUAGGCUCCUGUGGGGCUGUGGUUCUUGUGCUUUUGGUUGUGCUGUAUUUACUCAAGGUCAUCGCACUCCAGGCGAGGGUGAAUGUCUUGAAAGGAUGCCUCAAUCUGGUAUGUACUCAUUACCUAUUUGGAAGAUAA